UUCAUAGCAAGUCUGAAGUAAAUAGAAGAGCAUGUAGAGGUGGGUGGAGGCAGUCAUAAUAAACAACAACAGACACUUGAAAAGAGAAGUUUGUUGCGGGAGUUAUACGGAGCCAUAUUUAUGGCUGGGAAAGGGGAAAAGGGUAAACUAAACAACUCGGAAGAUGCUUUUCGAGAAAUAUGAGAAUAUCUGAGUAGGCGAAUAUGCUACCGAGCAUAAAGCAAACGGUGUCACGUGUACGUACUCUUCAGCUGGGAAGAGUCGUCAAGAAAAGAGCAAAAAGACUACUUUUUCCCUUUUACUUUCAAGUUUCAACCGUCUAAAAAGAUUGGCAAGGAAUCAGCGCUUCCAAAGCCGCUUUGAUCACGGUUGAUUUUCUUAGCCCCUUACGUUACACGCCUGAACGCUCCGUUCUGAUUUCAUUACUGUCGGCAACUUAUAAAAUGGUUCUAUAGUAGAAAAUUACAAGUCUCCUUAUAUUUCCAGGCUUCCAAAGGCCAAACUACUAGGGGGUGAGGUCAGGCCAAAGCCGCCAACUUCUGCUUCACUUCUUCCAACCUCAACUUGUUCUCUUUCAUCACGGUAAGUCUUCCGAUUGUACCUUAUUUUAUUUCUAUACACUUAAAAGUCUCUCCGGAAUCUUGUUUCAAUUUUCCCACAACUCUCUUUCUCUCUCUCGUUAUCUACUUCUGCUGCUGUAUUUCCAUGGAGGCCUUAGCCCUUUGCAGCCCAACUUUCCCGACGUUUUUCUUGUUGUUUCUUUCCAUUUAUCUCUUUGCUUACUUUCUAGUCUUCCGAAACUGGGGUCCCAAACACCGGCCUGAAGCUUCAAGCUGCUUUAUCUCCUUAGCUCAUGGAACGCCUGCGGUUUUCAUGGCCGCUCAUGCAUUAAUAAACACGACCCAAUCCCCUCCUACGUUUGCUUCUCCAAACUCUGCUUUAGACAACGUUGUACUUGAAUACAGUAUUUCUUACUUCUUGAUGGACCUCGUCCACUAUCUAGUGUUUUUCCCCAAUGAUAUUCUCUUCAUUCUCCACCAUUUAGCCACAUUGUAUGUAUUUUUCACAUGUCGUUACAUGGUUCAUCAUGGGGCGUUUGCCCUUCUCGUGCUACUUGUUCUUGCUGAAGUCACAAGCCUUUGUCAGAACGUCUGGACUCUUGCUGGUUUCCGAAGAGCUGACGCACCUGCCGCUGCAAAAUUAUACGAGCUCUUGUCUCCCCCGUUUUAUGCUCUCUAUUCGGUUGUCAGGGGGAUUCUGGGGCCCUUCUUUGUGUAUAAGAUGGUGGUCUUUUAUCUAAGUGGGGUGGCUGGGAAUUUGAUUCCAAGAUGGGCUUGGUCUUCUUGGAUUGUUGUGAUUGUCACAGCAAUCUUGGUUAGCAUAGUUUGGGUUUUCCAUCACUGGAUAGACUGGUAUAAAGGAAGAAACUACAAAGCUGGGAAGAAAGUGGUCUAGGCUUUGUGGGUGCCUCCCAACUUUAAACGAGGGGACAGUCAGAGGAUGAUUGAGGGGGGUACCGGGUAUGUAAUAUGUGCAGGAGUUUCGCUCUACUUUCAGCAUUCACUUUAGUUGUAAAUAUAAUCCAAUAUGCUGAAUGCUUCCUAUGCUAUAAGAAUUCAGCUUGUGACGUACCAAUUCUUGUUGCUGCA
Messenger RNA from Theobroma cacao (cacao), 1649 nucleotides. RefSeq names its product TRAM, LAG1 and CLN8 (TLC) lipid-sensing domain containing protein. Gene Ontology annotation, cellular component: membrane. Lineage: Eukaryota; Viridiplantae; Streptophyta; Magnoliopsida; Malvales; Malvaceae. The record is from RefSeq and is a predicted model, not a curated record.